UUCCUGUAUCAGCUUUGCAGUGCAGUCCUUCGCACCGUCCUCGCUCCUCGACCCUCGACUUCUUCGACUCCCGCCUGGCCCUGGAUCAUGCAUUCUCCGCCCCGUCUCCGACCGCGGCCAUAGUCAACUUGGCCUAACUUGUCCGUCCCAUCGAUUUUGGGACGUACAUAAUUUCCUCAAUACUUCUACCUGUUUGCUCGUUCAGCUGCGAACCCGCUGUUUUGAGUCGUCGUGCUGCCCGAGCUUCCAACUACGCAAGAUAGCUCUUCCGUUCCACCCACGUUCCUAUCCGCCUUCCUCCCCACAUAGCCGCUCCCUUUCGGCUCGAUCAUUGACCCCUGAGUCGCCCGUCAGAAUUACAGUAUAGAGAGUUUGGAUUGUCGCGUCUAGUAUGGAUGGGGAUAUUAGCCUCUCCCAGUCUCUGGGCGGGCUACGUAUAGCAAACCCCGACAAUGUCUCGUUAGAUUCAUCCGACGAUGCCUCUACGCCUGCUGCCACUACUGCUCAACCAGAGUCUACAUCAUCGACGACUGAUACAAAAGAUGAACCCACAGAAAUUGACCAGCAGGACAGCGCAGUAUCAUCGUGCCCUCCCCCUGCCGACCAUCGAAUGUCCUACCAGUCAUACCACCCCGAUGUCCAGCAGCAGCCCGCCUCACAUUAUGCUUCCCCGAUCCCGUCCCAGCCACAACAUUCCGCCCCCACGAGCUCAUCCCGCCCCGUAUCGACAUUAUACUCAAAUGGGGGCGCGCCAGUAUCAGCCAUUCGAGAAGGCCCAUAUCGUAUUCGUACAGACUCUGCCGCGUCUUCUGCUUCCGAAAGUCUGGCACGAGCCGAAUCUCGUGGAGGGUCUGCGGCCUACCAGGCUGGAGUGCCCAUCCGCGACAAUACCCAUAGCGACCGCUCGUAUCACACGGCCCAAAUGCCCCCCAACGGUGCAGCGGUGAUGCGUCAACCAUCUCGAGCACGCGCUGCAGCCGCGCAACAACUGUCGGGGUCGCCCUAUGGGACGGAAAAUGGUCCGAUGUCAAGCAGCGAUGAGUGGCAGGAGCGUGGUGCCGCUGUCACAGUAAGACAGGAGAUUGAUGCUAAUGGGAAGCCGGUCGCGCGGUACAUUAAGAAAGGGGUUCGGGAUUUCUCCUUCGGUCAGACCCUCGGUGAGGGCUCAUAUAGCACGGUCGUACUGGGGACAGACCGUCAAACCCUCAAGGAAUACGCAAUCAAGAUCCUGGACAAACGCCACAUCAUAAAGGAGAAAAAGGUCAAGUAUGUUAACAUCGAAAAAGACACUCUCAACCGCCUCACCGAUCACCCAGGUGUCGUCCGAUUAUAUUAUACAUUUCAAGAUGAGCGCUCGCUAUAUUUCGUCCUUGACCUCUGCAAAGGCGGCGAAUUGCUAGGCGUCUUGAAGCGAAUGACCACCUUCGAUGAAGAGUGUACGAGAUUUUAUGGCGCCCAAAUAUUAGAUGCGAUUGACUACAUGCACAAGCGCGGCGUCAUUCACCGAGAUCUGAAACCGGAAAACGUUCUGCUUGACAGUCAAAUGCAUAUCAAAGUCACUGACUUUGGUACGGCGAAGAUACUCAAGGGUAAUCAAGCCUCUCAGAAUUCGAGCGGCAUCCCGUCGCUAGACUCUGAUAUGCCUGAGGAGGAGCGUGCCAGUUCAUUUGUUGGGACGGCUGAAUAUGUCAGUCCUGAAUUAUUAACAGACAAGAACGCGUGCAAAGCAAGUGAUUUGUGGGCAUUCGGUUGUAUUAUUUACCAACUUCUCGCAGGCCGGCCACCUUUCAAAGCCGCCAAUGAGUACCUGACAUUCCAGAAGAUUGUUGCGCUAGAGUACGAAUUUCCUUUGGGCUUCCCCAGCGUCGCCCGCGAUCUUGUCGAGCGCCUCCUCGUCCUCGACCCAACACGUCGUCUCCCUAUCGAACAUAUCAAGAACCAUGAAUUCUUCGAGGGUAUGACUUGGGGACCCGACUUGUGGAAACAAAAAGCGCCCCGCCUGAAAGCUUAUACCCCGCCACCCCGCGAACCCAUUAAACUUAAUGGGGGCUCAGAUGGAGACAGCUUUCCCCCCAGCAUUAACACAGCACCAUCAAAUGCGAGCUCCCGAGUAAUGCCCAGGCUGAUUACCGAAUUGCCGGCUCCUAGCCAAUUGGACAUUGAGUGGUCUCCUGUGCUGACAAAAAACAACGAAAGGAUUCUGAAGUUAGGGAACCUGGUUGUCGUGUCAUCUGCAGCCUCUCACAGUCCCGUCUCCAAAAAUGGGGAGUACGAAGCGCCAAAGAAGUUUUCACGAUUCUUCGGCGGUAGCACUACGAAGAAGCGGCAACGCCUGGUAAUGAUUACCUCCUCCGGUCGAAUUAUCAUGGCUGCUGCCGGCGGCGACGAGAAAAAAGCAAAAAUGGAACUGUCUCUGCUUGCUCCGGGAACACAUUAUCGCACAUCUACAGACGCUAAAGGUGUAUCGUGCUGGAUAGUGGAUACGCGCGAGAAACACUUUGUCUUCGAAGACCCAAAGCCGUCAUCAAGCAAUGCAGGCACAACCGCAAUAUCUGCGCAGGACUGGUUGGAUACCCUCGACCGAGCACGAGAGAUGGCUUUGGCGCAACAGCAAAAUGGCCAAUACUCAGCCGAUGACGCAUUCCGUGACUUAUCGUCUGGCUUCUCAAGCCCCGCUAACACCCUAGAUAGGGCAGCGGAAGCUCCCCAAGAAUCAGCUCCACAAGGACGGGCAACCCUUGUCAAGCACCAAGGAAACGAUUCCGAAUCCAUCAAAGGAAGGAAACGUUUUAGCCGGCGCCAUUCGAAAAAUGGCCUAGCUGCGGUUUUCUAG
Molecule: messenger RNA, 2833 nt
Organism: Aspergillus nidulans FGSC A4
Lineage: Eukaryota; Fungi; Ascomycota; Eurotiomycetes; Eurotiales; Aspergillaceae
Product: protein ksg1
Exons: 2
Coding region: 392-2833 (813 amino acids)
Molecular function (GO): protein kinase activity; nucleotide binding; ATP binding
Source: RefSeq, a predicted model, not a curated record